AUGUCCAACAAGCCUGAUGAUCACAGCCAUAAAGAGCAGAGAUUAAAUGAAAUUUCACUCCAAAAAUACCAAGAAGCAAACCAAGAUCAAAGAGCUAAGGCAAGUGAUGGCAUUGUUAUCAAGGAACCAACCGAGGUGCAGAAGAUUCACAUGAUGGAAGAUGUGCCGGGUAAAGGGAAAAACAAAGUGGAAGAGGAAACCAUACGCAACAACAACUACAAGUUUGGACAGGACAUCACCAAAAAGAAGAGGUCCAAAGCUAGAAAAAAGAAUCAAAACAACAACAACAAAGAAAUCCAAAUCCAAAACACUUUCCUGGAAGAAGGCCAACCAAGUAACAAAAAGGCAGACACAGUACAUAAAUCCUCGGAACAAAAGGCCAGCAACAAGGAAGAUAACAUUACUCUCCUUGAUAAUGAUCAAAAAAGUAGACACUCCUUCCAGAGGGAUUUCAACAAUGAUAAGGACACUACCAAACUCACUGAUGAAGAAGCCAACAGUAGAAAGGACACAGAAGCAAACAACACCAAGAAUAAUCAACUAAUUGAUCCAGGAGAUGUGCAUAACACAUAUCUGAAACUUAUAAGUGGUACCAGCUUGGAAGAGGAUAAAGAGAGUGAAGAUAUGUACAUUACUAACAACUCUCACAUGGCAGAAUCUUCCUUCGAGGAUGAUGGGGAAGAGGAUAGCACAGAAGAUGGUGACUAUGACGAUGAAAUGAGCACUGAAGAAUCUGAUGAGUUUGAAAGUGUAUAUAGUGAAAGUUUUCAGACUGAGGACCAACCUAUAAACCACACUACUGAUGAAUAUGCUGCCCAACUUAUUGAAACCUUCAACUCUAAUGCUCUAGUGGUGGUAAAUGUAAGCUCGAAAAUAGAUAAAAUUGUGGAAAGAAAUCACUUAUCUCCUAGAGGUAGAGGAAGAGGUAGAAGUAAUGCUUUCGGAGGCAGACACAACUCAAGAGGAAGAGGUGGCAGAUUCACCUAUCAGCAAGCUGUGGUUAUACCACAGGAGCAAAACCUCUCCAAUUGA
This is a messenger RNA of Nicotiana attenuata, 1032 nucleotides long. RefSeq names its product probable serine/threonine-protein kinase dyrk1. The record is from RefSeq and is a predicted model, not a curated record. The coding region runs from base 1 to 1032 and encodes 343 amino acids. The transcript has a single exon. Lineage: Eukaryota; Viridiplantae; Streptophyta; Magnoliopsida; Solanales; Solanaceae.